UAUACCAUCUAAUCUAGGGUUUCUAGACAAAUAUCUCAUAUAAAUACAUUUUUCUCCACUCCACCACAACUCCUCUCUUCAGCGCAGUACUCCACUGUUUACCCAGCCUUUCGUACCCAAAUCUCUCUCUCUCCGUCGUCGUCGUCGUCCCAUUACAAAAGCAUACAAAUGGCCGUUACCUUUUCAGAUCUGCACACAGAAUCUGGCCUCAAGUCACUCGACGACUUCCUCUCCGGAAAAACCUAUAUUUCUGGGGACCAACUUACUAAAGAUGAUAUUAAGGUAUACGCUGCAGUGUCGCAUAAGGUCAAUGCCUUCCCUAAUGUUAGCAAGUGGUACCACUGCGUUUCCUCGCAACUCGCUGCAAGCUUCCCUGGCAAAGCUGUUGGAGUGAAAAUAGCUAGUCAAGGUGCUCCGGCUGUGGAAGUGAAAAAGGAAGCUCCAGCUGGAGAUGAUGAGGAUGACCUGGAUCUCUUUGGUGAUGAGACUGAGGAAGAAAAGAAGGCAGCUGAAGAGAGGGAGGUGUCGAAAGCCCCUACCAAAAAGAAAGAGAGUGGGAAAUCAUCUGUUCUUCUGGAUGUGAAACCUUGGGAUGAUGAGACAGACAUGAAGAAGUUGGAAGAGGCUGUUCGAAGCAUCGAGAUGCCAGGUCUCUUUUGGGGAGCGUCAAAACUGGUCCCUGUUGGGUACGGGAUAAAGAAGCUGACAAUCAUGAUGACUAUAGUUGAUGACCUUGUUUCAGUGGAUACACUCAUAGAAGAACAUCUCACGGUCGAGCCCAUCAACGAAUAUGUGCAGAGCUGUGACAUUGUUGCGUUCAACAAAAUCUGAUACUACCAAUGCCAUCCUUAAAAUCCAUCUAGGUUUAACAUUUGCGCAUGGUUUUUUCAACUUUGUUUUGUCAAGUUUAUGAUCAAUUCUGUUCUCUCUGUGAUGUUUUUGGUGUGGCCUUUUCACCACACCAUUGUUCGUUGGAUAAUGGUGAUAUUUGUCUUUAGUUCAGCGGAUUCUAGAUACGUACAUGGGCUAUAUUUGGAUUUCCUAGAACCUUGGGAAGAAGAUGAAGUUGAGUUGUCAUUUUAACA
Molecule: messenger RNA, 1085 nt
Organism: Rhododendron vialii
Lineage: Eukaryota; Viridiplantae; Streptophyta; Magnoliopsida; Ericales; Ericaceae
Product: elongation factor 1-beta 2
Exons: 5
Coding region: 169-831 (220 amino acids)
Biological process (GO): translational elongation
Cellular component (GO): cytosol; eukaryotic translation elongation factor 1 complex
Molecular function (GO): guanyl-nucleotide exchange factor activity; translation elongation factor activity
Source: RefSeq, a predicted model, not a curated record